Molecule: messenger RNA, 808 nt
Organism: Acaulospora colombiana
Lineage: Eukaryota; Fungi; Glomeromycota; Glomeromycetes; Diversisporales; Acaulosporaceae
Source: the annotation of a GenBank genome assembly
AUGGCUUCGAUCUCGAGAACAAUAGCUUCACGUGCACCCUUGCAGCUAGCAAAAGUAAGGUCGCUGGCCUGUUUGCAUGCUGUAAAACACCCAGCGUCCUCUUCAUUGCCACAACGAACAUACACGUUCCUUUCUAAUCUUGGAUUAGAUGAGCCGAGUACUCCUAAACCAACGCAACCCGUGUCCAGCAGCUCAACACCAUUGUUGCAAAAAACCGAAACAGUAACUGACGGUAUUGUAUUCAUAAAUAUGGUUACCAUUACAAUGUCUAACAGCGUUUCAAUAGCUUCUUCAUCCUCAAAGGAAGGUACUUCCGGUAGGAAAAGCGUUGACGCUAUCUGGGACACCAUUGUCCCCGAGAUACGGGCCGCUGCGCUCCAGUCUAGAGACGCACUGUUAUCCAAAGGAGGAAUGAGCCCAGAGGAAGUAUGGAAAAAGCGAAGCGAAGCAAUCAAUAGCACCAUGAGAAUGGAAGCCGUCGGGCCAGCAAGAGGGAAAGCUCUUGACAGACCAGGAUUCAAAGUCAAUUUUGGAGGUGCAGCUGGCGUUACUCAGCUAGCGUUCGAACCAAUGUAUCAACCACCGUCUGUAACGAGCGGUAUCAACUCCGCAGCCGACGACAUCGCAAGCGGUUCAGUGCUAUGGUUAGAAGGAAGGUACAAAUCGUUCAAGCUAUCAGACGGAGGGGGAUGUAACCUACAUGCUGCGCACGCCGCUGAUGGGUGGCACCUGUCAACCGAUCUGGAAGGAGACAUUAUCAUUUUUGGCGGCUUUCUGUCGGAGAGAUAUCAUUUAAACAACCGUAUAG